AUGCAGGCCAGUGAUAUCACACUCGAGUCGAUCGACAAGGUCUGCCAGUUUCUGAUGGAAAAGAACCCCCAAGAAGUCUGUGAUAAGAUUUAUGAAAAUUAUGCUACUUUACUCCAAGAUGCUGUUGUCGAGUCUAAGGAACAAGUGUUUGUUAAUCAAAACCCAAGGAGGACUCUCUUAUCGAAGGAAACUAGAGAUGUCUUGGAAUCUGUAUUUGCGAAAAAGAGAUUUCUUAACUGUUUGGAGUGCCGAAUAAUCGCAAGACGUCUUUACUUGAGUGAGACUCAAGUAAGGAUAUGGUUUUCGAAUAAGCGUGCUAGGUAUAACUCUGCUUCCUAA
Molecule: messenger RNA, 339 nt
Organism: Lachancea mirantina
Lineage: Eukaryota; Fungi; Ascomycota; Saccharomycetes; Saccharomycetales; Saccharomycetaceae
Source: the annotation of a GenBank genome assembly